AUGGAAUCUAAGAACUGUCAUCUUGUUGUUCUUUGUCACGGUCUUUGGGGAGUGUCUGAGCACUUCGCCUAUAUUGAGGCCCAGCUGAAAAAUCAUGCUUCUCUAAGCUCUAGCAAAGACCAGCUAAUAGUCUAUACUACAAAGACCAACGAGAGGUUCAAAACCUACGACGGUAUCGACCUCUGCGGUACUCGCGUCGCAGAGGAGAUUCUUGCUGAAGCCCUAAGAUUGCAGGAACAGGGAUUGACUGUUAGUAAAUUUUCUGUUGUUGGCUAUUCUUUAGGAGGUUUAAUUGCACGGUAUGCCAUCGGUGUUCUGCACUAUCGCGGUUUUUUCUGCAAUAUCGAGCCUGUUAAUUUCACUAGCUUCUGUUCGCCGCAUGUUGGAGUCCUCACUCCCGGCCAGAGCGUCAGUAUCAAGAUUUUCAACUGGUUGGUGCCUGUGCUACUGGGCAAAAGCGGCCACCAGCUUUUUCUCAAAGACUCGUCUACAGUGCCUCUUUUGAAACUGAUGUCGCUUCCCCAUACCGUAUUCUACCGCGGCCUCGCAAAGUUCAAAAACAUCUCGCUGUAUUCGAACAUCCGCUCCGACAUCCGGACAUCCUGGUGGUGUUCUGGAAUCAGUUACAUCAAUCCUUUUGACAUCUUGGACAAGAAUCCUAACGUCAAAAUUGACCAGGACGGAUAUAUUCACUUUGAGAACGGCUCCAAGUUUAGCCUGAAGUUCAUUGAAGACUACAAACCGGUCGUUCUGGAUGCGGAUAAGCCAAUCACGUUCACAGGCCUAGUCGACGUCUCGUCCAAAGCAAAACUCAACCAAAUGGUUCAGGAGGACCUCCCAGCCGACAACGACGUCCCGGCACAGUCGAAAACUGCCAAUUUCUUCCAGAGAAAAUUCAAGUGGGUCAUCAUGCUGUUUCGGUUCGGUGUAUACCUGCCAAUGUGGGUCACGUGGUUUGUGCUGCACAACUGGUUGCAAGUCUUUAAUUCCACUCUGCGAGUGAUCAAGGAGUCGUCGAAACUGGCCGAAUUUCUGGAGCUUUGCGAGGAGCCUGAGCCUGCACGGCCGCCGCUCACCAAACGGCUCAGCGAAGCCAGCAUUGACCUGCACCGCCUGGAGCAUGGGCUGCAUGACCAAGGAGAUGAGUUCAUCGACUCUGUCUUUGAUGCCAUCACCUCGACGAACGACAUCAACCGCAGCAUUUUUGAGGCACGUGAAAACGGCCCGCUCUCGCUCACCACCACAAUCAACAAGAUCGGCGAGUUCGACCUUUCUGCAGAGCCAGAUACACCGGAUGCACUCCGGUACCGGCAGAUUCUGAGUCCUUUUAAAUUGGACCUUUCCGACCAUCAAAAGGACAUUAUCAGUCAUCUCAAUAAGCUACCAUGGCGCAAAUUUCCGAUCUACAUCACCAAGACAAACGCCACGCACGCGGCCGCCAUUGUCCGACACGACGAUCCUGCUUUUGAGGAGGGUAAGGUCGUGGUGAAGCAUUUCGUUGAGGAAGUGUUCCAGCAAUAGACGCAUUCAGCAUUUAUAGAGAGUAAAUCUAUCAGCAACUCCUUGAAUGAAAAUUCUUCAAUGCUCAAUUCGCCUCGCUCAGCUCGGCAAUGAUGGCCUCCAACACACCGCCAAAUCUGCCGACCAGCCCGACAAAACUGUCUACCAACACGUUUUUGUCGCCCGACUCCAGCACACCAGGCGCUAAUUCCAACGCAAGACCGUCUAUCCUGCUCGCCAGGCUCAUUUUUUCAUGCUCCUCUGUAUCUCUGGCCCGCUCCUCGAAAGACCCCUGCGGCCGCGCCAAUUCUGCCGCGUCUCUCUCCGGCGUGGCCCCCAGCUCCAUGUUACCCUUCUCGGUGACCGGAGUCAUCGCCAGCGGCGCCGUCGAAGCGAGGUUGAUGUUCACACCAAACUGAUUGAGCGUGUCUGGCGACGCUGCCGCCGUCUUGUCGUCCAUCAACUGUGAGUGCAACAUCGGCACAGGCAUCUGGAGCCGCAUCUGCGAGCGCGCACGCGACAACGACCCCGGCUCGGACUUCAUCUCCUGGUACUCGUUGUUGCUCAGCGCGGGAGCAGUCUGUGGGCCAGGAGGAACAUUCUGCGACGGUAUCUUACUGUUGAUCGGCUGCAGCAGCGGCUGCUGCGAGGCCGACGAGGGAAGCGGCUUCAUGUGUGGCAGCCGUUGCGGUGAUGGCACGAGGCCGGCCUCCUUUAGCCGCUGCGGCGAGGGCGUCCUGUUGCCCAGACUGGAUAGUCCUGUGCUGGAAGCUCCUAUGCGCCGAACGGCAGGCUCCUCAGCCUGCACGGGGGUUGACGGCGACUCCUGACGCGACACGGUUGACGCCCUUGGCCGUUUUUCCUGUGCAGCCGUCUCUGGAAGCGUGUCCAGACUGGGGAUCUCUAUAGGCACAUUGGGGACCGCGGACACCUCUGCGACGGGCGACGACGGCGUCUCAUCGGACUCGUCCUGCUCAAACAGCUUUAGCAGCGAUUUUGGGGCGGUGGUGCUAGUCGCGGCGGCCGAGUUAGCUGUGUUUCGCAGCGUCGUUGCCGCCGUCGACUGCGUCGCAACACGCAUCGUCGUCUGCAUCGUUCCUACUCGGAACGUCGGGUUGAUCGUGUAGUCAUCUGUGUCCUGUGGCACGAACGAGUACGGCGACGGGGCCUCGACCGGUGGCACAUUUUCCUCACUGAUAUCGUUCUCUAUCAUGUAUUCUGCGCUUUUCAAGGAAUUAAAGUCCCAUUUAACUUCACUCUCCUCGCCGAUGCUUUCAGCAUCCUCGUAAUAAACCGACUCUCGCGAGGGCCGAAAGUCGCGCCACAGAAGAUACCUGCUGAUCACCUCCUUAAGAGACGAGGUCGGCACCGCCCUGUAAGCCUUAACCAGCUUUGAUUUCUGUAAUUCCUCGGCCGAUGGCCGCAGUUCCGGCUUUUCUUCCAAACAGAUUGCCACCUGGUCCUUUAAAUUCGCCGAGAACUGUCUUCCCUCGAGUCUCGGCGGCUCAUGCUGUGUCAGUAGUUGCAUCGCGCGCAUCGCGUCCUUGUCGCUAUAUGGCGGGUUUCCCGUCGCCAUUUCGUAGAUAGUGAUUCCCAAAGACCAUAUAUCUGCCUUCUCGUUGUAGUCGGCACCCUCCAUUAUCACCUCUGGCGCCAUCCAGUAUGGCGUUCCAACCAUAGUCGUUCUUUUCAUUGCCGAGGUGGUUAGCUGGCCAGCGACUCCGAAGUCGCACAGCUGCACCUUACCAUCCUUCUGGAUCAAGAUAUUAGCUGCCUUGAUGUCUCUGUGGAUCACUCCGUGUUGAUGGAUAAACUGCAGCGCAAGCAACACUUCUCGCACAAUGACACUGAUAUAUCUCUCCUCCAGAGGCCCCGGACGAAGUAAAGUCCUCACCGAUCCCCCCGCACAGUAGUCCAUAACAACCCACAGCUUGUGACCGUGUAAAUACGAGCCGUAGUAUCGCGUCACAUUGGGAACAGACUUGAGCUGCGACAGGAACUGGAUCUCUUGUUGCACGUCCUUCACCUCCUCCUCGGGCGUGUCGAGAUUGAGGAUCUUAAUUGCAACAAGCUCCUUGGUGUCGAGCCGCAAACCCUUGUAGACCGUGCCAAACUUGCCACGCCCUAUGACCUCUAGCUUCUUGAACUGCGAGG
This is a messenger RNA of Ogataea polymorpha, 3654 nucleotides long. RefSeq lists its product as uncharacterized. The record is from RefSeq and is a predicted model, not a curated record. The transcript has a single exon. The coding region runs from base 1 to 1521 and encodes 506 amino acids. Lineage: Eukaryota; Fungi; Ascomycota; Pichiomycetes; Pichiales; Pichiaceae. Gene Ontology annotation, molecular function: monoacylglycerol lipase activity.